AUUUAUAAACUCAAGCUACCAUAGAUUCAAUCCCAAAACAAAAUCUACGAAUUUUGUAGGGAUUUCUUUCCCAGAAACAUCGUAAACAUGGCUGCAAAAUUGAAAUCAAGCUUUUCUCUCCUGUCACAAGCAUCUCGGUUUGCCAUACAAGCUUCUGUGAAACCUCAUAUUGGUGUGCUUAGUAGGACCUACGCUGACCAAGGAGGAGAAGGAUGGCUUUCCAAAUUACUUCAUGUGAAGAGGGUUGAGCCAGCUACAACAUCUCACUCUAUGGCUCUGACAAACAAAGAUAUUGUGUAUGAAAUGCAAGUGCACAAUAUCAAGCCAGACUGCAUGGGUGAUUACAUCAAACUUUCAGACCAUCAUUUGAGGAGAGUCCAUGAGAAAUCAGACUACCCAUGCAAACUCUUUGGAAGCUGGAGCACAGCGUUUGGGCCACAGGAUCAAGCAGUGCACAUUUGGAUGUACAAAGGUUUCGAUGAAGUGAAAAAGAUGUCAGAACUGCUGUGGGAAGACAAGGAUUACUUAGAGUACAAGAAGCUGCGUGGUGAGAUGUUGGUCGGAAGGAGUAAUCAACUUCUCAUGCCUUUCUCAUUCUGGGGGAUCCCCCACAGAGAUUCAGACCAUCUCUAUGAACUCAGGAGUUAUCAUCUCAGGCCUGGAACAUUAAUUGAAUGGGGCAACAACUGGGCAAAGGGCAUAGUUCAUCGGAGGGAACAGAGUGAAUCCGUCUUGGGCCUCUUCACACAGAUUGGAGAUCUCUAUCUAGUGCAUCACAUAUGGGCUUACAAGGACCUUCAGACGAGGAAGGAGAUUCGAGAUUCAGCGUGGAGAAAGCCCGGCUGGGAUGAUUGUGUAGCCUACACAGUGCCUCUGAUCCGACGAAUGGAAACCAAGAUAAUGAUCCCCCUGCCAUGCUCACCGCAGAAGUAGUGACUCAGCUCAGAUGAAGUUAUCUCAUUAGGAACAUCUUGGUUGUAUGAAUAUAAAGCUGAUGCUCUUUGGUGGAAAGUAAGAGGAUUCAAGGUCUCUGAUAGCCUUGCCAAUAGCGGAUGUGGGAAUGGAUUGCAUUGGUGAUAGUUUCAUAGCUCUUUUCUUCUUCCAACCCGUAAAUUGUGCCGCUCUAGUGUACUCUCCCUCUCUCUCUCUCUCUCUCUCUCUCUCUCUUCUCUCUCUCUUUCUCUCUCUUUCUCUCUCUUUCUCUCUCUUUACCUCUUCCUCUCUUUCUCUCUUCCUCUAUUUCACUCUUUCUGUCUUCCUUUCUCUCCUGCCCUCUUCCCCUCUUGUUUUCUACCUGGCUGCUUCCCUUCUCCUGUUUUCCCCUUUCCUUAACAAGUCUUUACAUUGGAGUAUGUAGAGAGGAUGAAGUUAUCUGUAGCCAAGUAAUAUUAAUUAUUGGUCCUAAGAAAGUGUAAUCUGAAAUUUUGUAUACAAAAGUUUAAUUAACAUUUCUGUUAAUUGGGUUGUGUACAGAAGAAAGAAUUUGCAUUCAAGAAAGUUGUAUUAAUUCUUGGUGUAUUACCUCUCUCCUAAAAAUAAACGGUACUCUGAGAAUUUGCACGGGCUUGUGGGACAUUCUUGUGUGUUUUGGCACCCAAUAAUUGUCAACAAUUUCCAGCUUUAUUUCAUAUUAAUGGAGGCGAGAAUGAACUUUGUUUAGGCAGUGAAUCAUAGACCGGUUAAUGUUUUGCAUGUUAAGUUCAUGAAAGGAUGAAGUUACAUUGGAAAGGACGUUAUGAUAAUGAACACAAGCGAAGAUAUUCAGAUGUGGCCAUCCUGGUUGUUCCCCAAGAUAUGACAAAGAAAUAUAUGCUAUCACAGUCUUGUAAAUUUUGUGUAAAUAUAAAUCAAUCAAAACAACUUGCCUAAAGAUAAACCUAUUCUGCUCUUCUUUACGCUGUAGCUUGUUAUUUCAUUGAAUGGAGCAAGUUAUCCUUUUAAGGAGAUUCUACGGAAAAAAAUGGAACUUCCAAAGAAAGUAAAUCAGACUCAAACCAAUGAAGUGAAGUUGAUUCUCAUUAUUUUAGACUUUGAUUCAUAUGUUACGACAGUCUUUAUUUCAACCAUUUAGGGAAUGGUUUUGUUGUAUUUGCCAGACCAAUGUUGGCUAUAUUUGCUUAUUUGGUAGGCCUAUUAAACUUAUAAUACAUGAUUAAUAUCAUUUACUUGGAGCUAGAAGGGCAGUAACUCAUAUGGGCUUUUAAUGCACAGUUAAUGCUGUUCUGGCUCUGAACAGACGGUAUUGUUGUCAUCCUAUCAGAAAAAUCUCGUCAUGUA
Molecule: messenger RNA, 2277 nt
Organism: Strongylocentrotus purpuratus (purple sea urchin)
Lineage: Eukaryota; Metazoa; Echinodermata; Echinoidea; Camarodonta; Strongylocentrotidae
Product: protein NipSnap homolog 2
Cellular component (GO): mitochondrion
Source: RefSeq, a predicted model, not a curated record